AGAGAAAGAAGGGCCGAAAGAAAGGCGUUUCUUUUCUCGUCACAGGCUACUUUUCAACUACUCCUCCCUCAGUAUUCCACUAAUCUCAUUAUUAUUGUUAUAAUUAUAUUCUCAUCAUCCUUAAACAAUACUUAAUCAGUACACGUACAGUAAAAAAUAUAUAUAUAUAUUUCUUUUCUUGUAGUCUCCAGCCAGGGUUUUAAUUGAAAAAAGGGUUUGUUUUCACUUUAUUUAUUUAUUUUUUUCCACCGGAGGGCUGCUCCAUUUCUUUAAUGGCGGAUGGGUGCCAGGGUUCGUGGAAUCUCAAAGGGAGGGCAGAGUACAGUUCACGUCCCGGUCAGCCGCUCACCGCGUUUCCGCGUUGAUCCCAAUUCCCAUCCGUCACCCAUCUCUGCUUCUUGGCGUCGGCAGUAUCGCUUUCUUGUACCAGAUCUGAGGCCUGGGUCCCUGGGGAUGAGAGAUCGGAGGGCGUGAAUCUCGAGGAGGAAGGGAGAGAUGGCGGCGGCGGCGGAGGGGAGGCGGCGACACCAGCAGCAGCACGAUCUGGUGCCGCUGGCAGCGCUGAUGAAGCGGGAACUGAAGAGCGAGAAGAUGGAGAGGCCGUGCAUCCGGUAUGGCUGCGCCGCGCAGUCCAAGAAAGGGGAGGACUACUUCCUCAUGAAGACCGACUGCCAACGCCUACCCGGAAACCCCUCCUCCACCUUCUGCGUCUUCGCUGUCUUUGAUGGCCACAAUGGGAAUGCUGCAGCAAUAUAUACAAGGGAUAACCUGCUGAAUCAUGUAUUGAGUGCGAUACCUCGUGGGCUUAGCCGGGAAGAGUGGCUUCAAGCUUUGCCUCGCGCGCUAGUUGCUGGGUUUGUCAAGGCCGACAAAGAAUUUCAGAGCAGAGGACAAACUUCUGGUACCACUGCCACAUUUGUGAUAAUUGAUGGGUGGACCAUCACUGUUGCUUCUGUUGGAGACUCUCGUUGUAUUUUAGAUGCCCAGAGCGGCGUGGUUUCUCUGUUGACCGUGGAUCACAGGCUUGAAGAGAAUGUGGAAGAGAGGGAGCGUGUGACUGCAAGUGGAGGUGAAGUAGGAAGGCUCAGCAUCGUGGGUGGUGCUGAGAUAGGUCCCCUCCGAUGUUGGCCAGGGGGUCUAUGCCUAUCGAGGUCUAUUGGAGAUAUGGAUGUUGGAGAAUUUAUUGUUCCAGUACCUUAUGUCAAACAGGUCAAGCUAUCGAAUGCUGGGGGAAGACUUAUAAUUGCUUCAGAUGGCAUUUGGGAUGCCCUACCCUCUGAAAUGGCUGCAAAUUCUUGCCGUGGUUUGCCUGCUGAGCUUGCUGCCAGACAAGUUGUGAAGGAAGCUCUGAGGACAAGGGGGCUGAAAGACGACACAACCUGCAUCGUUGUUGACAUAAUUCCUCCUGAUCAUUCAGUCCCACCUCCAUCCCCACCAAAAAAGAUGAACAAAUUUAAGUCUCUCAUUUUCAGGAAAAGGUCAAAGGAUUCCGCUAGUAAACUGGCAAAGAAAUUGUCCGCUGUGGGUAUUGUAGAAGAACUGUUUGAAGAAGGUUCAGCAAUGCUUGCAGAAAGGCUAGGGAAUGACUCAUCAGGAGGGCAAACAACGUCAGGCCUGUUCACAUGCGCUAUCUGCCAGGCUGACCUUGCUCCUAGCGAGGGCAUAUCCGUGCAUGCUGGUUCGCUCUUUUCCACCAGCUCAAAGCCAUGGGAAGGCCCCUUCCUAUGUGCUGAUUGCCGCAACAAAAAGGAUGCAAUGGAAGGAAAACGCCCAAGUGGAGUGAAAGUGCUGUAACUUCUCUUCCUUCCCCUCGCAUUGUCCCCAUUCAAUUAUUUUGUUCUUUGAAUUCAAUUUGCUGCCAAUUUUUGUGGGCUGCGUGAUUGUUUGACAUUGGGGAUGAAGUAGGCACCCAUGUAUGUAAUAUCUGUAAAAGGAACGUGAUUCGAGUGAUGAUUUAUGUUAUUUGAAGUUGAUUUUCCCUUCUAACAAAUUGCUAUACUAGCUGGCAAGUUACU
Messenger RNA from Elaeis guineensis (African oil palm), 2015 nucleotides. Its product is annotated as probable protein phosphatase 2C 15. Gene Ontology annotation, biological process: protein dephosphorylation. The record is from RefSeq and is a predicted model, not a curated record. NCBI's taxonomy places the organism in Eukaryota, Viridiplantae, Streptophyta, Magnoliopsida, Arecales, Arecaceae. Gene Ontology annotation, molecular function: protein serine/threonine phosphatase activity.